AUGCGGGACUCCGACUCCCUCCCCCCUCCCUCCCCCACCGAAUCCCAGCACGAGGAGACAGACGACAAGAAAUGGAGCACCAAAUCCCUCAUCCGGCAUGCCGAGCGCUCGCACAGCCGGCUUCCUGGAAUUCGCAAGGUGCCUAUUCGCUCCAUUGGAGUGAUUUUGCUCGUUGCGCUGGUUAAUGUGGUGGUUUGGGUUGCUGUUGCCAUUGUCUUGAGAUAUCAUUCUUCCCUCGUCUCCAAUGCCGUCCUCGCAUACACACUCGGUCUCCGACAUGCAUUUGAUGCAGAUCACAUCUCUGCCAUCGACCUAAUGACCCGACGCCUCCUGGCAACAGGCCAAAAGCCCGUAACAGUCGGCACAUUCUUCUCGCUCGGCCACUCGACAAUAGUCAUCAUCACGUCAAUCGUCGUAGCAGCCACCGCCGCCGCGGUCUCCUCGCGCUUCGACAAAUUCAGUACCGUCGGUGGAAUUAUCGGCACCUCCGUCAGUGCUGCGUUCCUCAUUCUCCUGGGAAUCAUGAACGCGUAUAUCCUGUACAAGCUGUAUAAGCAGUUGCAGAAGGUGCUGGAUCUGCCCGAGGGCCAGGAGGAUGAGGCGUGGAAGAUUGAAGGGGGUGGGAUCCUCUUUGGGGUUUUGAAGAGGAUGUUUCGGUUGAUUGAUCGACCCUGGAAGAUGUACCCGCUAGGCAUCUUAUUCGGUCUUGGAUUCGACACCUCGUCGGAGAUUGCGCUUCUGGGGAUCUCAUCUAUCGAGGCGGCCAAGGGGACUUCGUUCUGGGUUAUUCUCAUCUUCCCUAUCCUCUUUACAGCGGGGAUGUGCCUCCUCGACACAACCGACGGCGCUCUAAUGCUCGCGCUCUACAUCCAACCAGCCACAAACUUCCUCCCGCCCAAACGCAUCAGCACAAGCACAACCUCCGAAUCUCCGCUCAUCACCGACACAAACACAACCACAGACACCUCCCUAAUGGACCCCAACGACCCCAUAACCCCCUCCCAAAACCACCGCGACCCCGUCGCCUUCCUGUACUACUCGAUCGUCCUCACAACGCUAACUGUAAUCGUCGCCAUAAUUAUCGGCAUAAUCCAGCUACUCACACUCAUCCUAAACGUCGCCGAGCCAACAGGCCGCUUCUGGGACGGCGUGCAGACUGCGGGCGACUACUAUGAUGUUAUUGGCGGGGGCAUCUGUGGCGCGUUCCUCGUCUUUGGGACGAUUAGUGUUUUUGUUUAUGGGCCUUGGAGAAGGUGGAUUGGGAGGAGGCAUGGGAAGGGGGUUGUGAGUGGGGGAAGCGAUGAGGAGCGGGAGGGGUCUAGGGAUGAGACUGCAGUUUCUGUGCCUAGGGCUGAUACGCCGUUGAAUGAGGGCGCUGUUGUGAGCUAUGGGACUGUGAGGCCGAAGGGGGAUACCCGGUGA
Molecule: messenger RNA, 1422 nt
Organism: Aspergillus calidoustus
Lineage: Eukaryota; Fungi; Ascomycota; Eurotiomycetes; Eurotiales; Aspergillaceae
Source: the annotation of a GenBank genome assembly